AAGAGAUACCAGCCAAGGGCGCAGAGGUUACUCCCUCUCCUGGCUGAUGCCUGCCAUGGCGAGCAAGUGGGGUCUCCAGAGCGUCGGAAUGCGGUGACGCGCACUUUUACGAUGUGUGCGGCGAGGCAAAUCGCUACCUUUCCUUGAUUUUGUCUUCUCUUCCGCUGACCGUUAACAGUUUCAGGUUAAUGCGAGGUUUUAGUCACAUCUUGUAGCAGAGGCACUACGUGUGAACCGUCAAUGUUUUUGCUCCGCCAGAGCUCUGCGCUCGCGCGAAAUUCGGGUGCGUCACUGUUUUGUCAAGACGUGGUACUGCACGGAUUUUUUUCAUUCGUUCCGUGCAUUAGGGUUAUGUAUCGUACCAUUCAUCACGGCUGAUUCCUACCUGUCUCCUUUAUUUCUUUCUUUUCCGUUACGGGUCUUCCAGACCGUCACUUCGCCAACCUGUUUUUGCCUGAACUCGUCUCCACAGGCGGGUUUUUUCUCCGGUAGUACGUAAAACUUUCAGAACUGGCGAAGUGACACGUGUUUUUUUCGGAAACAAUGGAACCCUCUUGUUGAGCCAGAGCACUAUUUUGUGGCGAUCUUCCGAAGAAAGGUCCGCUGUCUCAUUUGCAACAGGAACUCCCGAGGCACGCGGCACUCAGAACGGAGUUCGGGUUGCCCGGGUGCAGCUUUGUUCCUCCCCCCCGUUCUCAGAGGGUAAAAAAAGCCGACAGACAGUACGAGAUAAUCACCUCAGGCGUAAAUCACCAUAUAGCAAGUUGAUGGAGGGAAAGGCUUUGACGUGACGUCGGUUUGAACCGAAUCAGGCAACUCGCAUCGAGUCUGAACCUUCGCAGCCGUGCUAUGCGGCGUCGAGUUCGCCCGAGCUCCGACUUCAUUUCUUUGUUAUAAGGUUUCCGGCACUCGCGGUGCAUCCGUUGACGCAGUGCUUGGAGACUGCGUCCGUUCCACAUAUCCUGUUUCCCUCGUAUGUUUUUCAUUGAGUGUGUCCACGGGCAGCGAGCCCUCCGGACACGCUGGCAGCGAAGUGGACGACCGCGUCGUGACGCCACUUUCAGAAUAGUUACACUCUUGAGAAUCCCUCGGUGACCCGUCUACCGUAUUCGUGGCCAGAUGGUGAAACGAAGACUAUCUCGAUGUCUUCAGGGUUUCCGUCCCGGCCGUCUUGGGCUGUACGUCUCUUUUGUGUCAAAUCGAGGACUGUCACUUCACUGACCUGGCAGCCGAUAUAUUUUCCGUAAACUCACUAGAUUUUGUGGGUGGUGACACACUGAAGGCAGGUUCGAGUCAGCUGGUAAAUGCCCCUUGCAUCCGUCUUUUUUCAGACUCAACGGUCUCUCAUAACUUUCCGGUUGUGUUAAGAGGUUGUGCGCAUUUCAAGGCGACAAGAUUGCACAGACUCGGACGACGGGCGGCUUCGCCUCCCGCGCGUCAGGGACGGGCCCACGUUAGGGUCCCCCGCUGCCUGUGUUCACCGGUCUCUGAAUCUGGGGGUGGGUCUUCGAUCCUGCCCUUGCUGGGCCGUGACGUGUCUGUGCGCGGAGGAGCUCUUUCACUAUGGUGGCAGCUGACGCGCAUCCGAGGUACCCACCGCAGCAAGAGAUCAUCCUGGUUCACUCGUCCUCUCCACACAGCCGCACUUCGGCUCCUACGCCGAGUCCUGUUUCUCGCCACGGCUUGCGUGCGUCUGGAGCCAGUGAGCCGUACCUCAUGAAGCAAGGCGGAGGCCCGAAGCAGGCAAGUGGAACGAUGGCAGGAAGUCAGACGCCUCAAGGUGUGUGGGCCGAGAAAGGCCAGACUUGGCAAAGCGCAAAGGCCUCCGAACAGCCUUCUGCGCGCGAGGAGAUCGAUAGAGUUUCCAUGGCGCCGACCGCCGCAGAGGUCUCGAAUGUCUCCUCUCGAUGGAACAGUGCAGGAGAUGCUCCUCCUGGCGAACUCUCCGGACACCUGCGGAGAACCGUUAGUGGAGAGAAAAGGGACCAUGGCUCAGUCGAAGGGAAGAAGAAACGCGGUCUGAGCUUGCUCCAGCGACUUCGACAGAAGUGCGAGGAUUGCCGAGGCAGAGAAGACUGUGCUGCUGGGGCUGACCAGAAGCGAACGCAACCAAUGCGUGGAGACGCAGGAACACACGGAAUCUCGUCGAGAGUUGUGGGCCGCCCAAGUGACGUUCUACCCGAGCACGGGGCAGAGGAGAGUCGCGAACACGCAGCGGACAGGCGAGGAGACGAGACCAAGAAGGCAGACGCCGACGGCGAGUUCGCGCCCGAGGUGCUGGAAGCAAUGCAGCGAAACCGGAACAAUGAGAAGAUGAUCGUGGGCGUCUUUUGCCUCAUGUUCGCUCUGGAGAUCUUCGUGAACUUCGACUCUGGCGUCGUUCCUGCAAUUCUCCUUACUCUCCAAGAGCAGUUCCACCUGGACGGCGCCGCAGCAGGACUCCUAGGCUCGCUCCCGUACAUCGGCCUCGUUGCAUCCAGCCCAUUUGUGGGCCGUGGCCUCACCACUUUCUCGCCCAAGUGGUUCUGCCUAAUCACCAUGAUGGUGAAUCUCGUAGCUACGGGACUGCUAGGGCUCGCCUUCAACAAGUUGAUGCUGUAUCUCUCGCGGCUUCUCAUCGGUCUGAGUCAGUCCGGUUUCUCCAUCUACGCCCCCGUCUGGGUUGAUCAGUUCGCCCCUGCUGACAAACUCACCCUCUGGAUGGGUCUCUCCCAGGGCGGCGUUGUCAUCGGCACCAUGCUGGGAUGCGUGAUUGCAGGCUCCUUCGACACGGCUGCUCGGGAAGGAGUGGAAACUAUUUCGUGGCGAUACGCGCUGCUCAUUCAAGCGAUCGCUUUGUUCAUUCUCCUCUGCAUUUGGAUGUUCUUUCCUCGACGGUUUGUCGAUAUCACGAUGACAAAGAGCACGGGAGAGGCCGGAGUUAGCAUUGAGGAUGCAACCAAGGCGGAUGCGGCUGCGGACGCGACACUCCUGGAGGAGGAAGGUGAAGACCUUGAUGAACUGGAGAGGAACUACGGCGCUGCUGUCACAGUGGCUUCGGGAUCAAAUGGCGAGAAUUCAGAGCGCAUGCGCUCCGGCGGAAUGCGGCCCUUAGGAGACGCGGAAACUUUGGAUACUUCUUCCAUUGUCGUCAGGCGAGAUGGAAGCGGACCCGGACGCGAAAGCGAAGAAAACGGUCCGUACGACGUCAAAGUAGCGGACAGCCGGGUGCCGCUCCCCUGUGUGGGUGAGCGUGAGAAAAUAGACACGUCACCUCGAGGUCGGCGGUUGUCUCUCGGGCUCGUUCAGCGGCCAGCGCCAGGCGCUACUGGAAGAAUUGGAGCUGGAGAUGAAGAGGUAGGGCGAGUAGAAGGAACUGCAUCAGCCGCCGUCCAAGGGGCAAAUGCAUUAAGAAGCUCAAGAUCUUCUCGACGGAUCCGCAGCUCGGAGACUUCUUCCGUUGAAGGUCUGCCGCAGUUUCGCAAGGACAUCCUUUCUAAUUUGCUGCCGCUGGACUUCAUUGCGACGUCGCCCACCUUCACCCGUCGCGCCUCGCAGGUCAAUCCUGGGCCCGCGCCGGGUAGCGUCAACGCGGCGCGGUUGUCUGUCUCGAUGGCGGCGACGGCUGGAGACUCGGGCGUGCCGCGACCAGUGGGUGACGUGCCUGUGAUGCUCUUCGACGCCUCGGAAACUCAGCAGCUGCCCUCAGCGGCUGAGGGUCCAGGGCGUGCGGGGCUUGAUGGCAGAGAGCUGACGACCUUGUCGCGUCUGGGCCCACCGCCGUCGUCGUCCCCGGAGGCUGCCCUGGCGGCCGCAUCGGCUCUGGAAGAGGGUCGGGAUUUGCUCCCAGGCGAUGGGGGCGGCUUGUGGGCCCACGGCCGUUCCGCAGGUCCCGCUGACGUCCCGGUUUUGCAUCCUUACCAGUCUCGGGGUGGCCAGCGGGCGUCAGCGUCCGUGCCGGACAUCGGGUCAGGGCGCGGUCGGAGCCCAUCGACCGCCCGCCUGGGCCAAGGAGGCAGUGCGUCUCUCGCGAACAUCAACGCGAGACAUUCGAUCCCGGGAGGCGUGGCCGUGCGCGUCGGAAGCAUCUCGGGCCCGGGCGAAGCGGCUCCGGGGCUGCUGAACCGCGUCGGCUCCACCGUGAGCGAGGUGCAGUACCAAAUGACGUUCCUCACACCCCACUCGACGACCCUCGCCUUCGAGGCCUUCAAUUGGGCGGCAGGCACGGCCGACCCGCUUCUUCUCGUUCGCACAGACGCCAGGCAACCAACCCACGGAGAUCUCACGGCGGUGGAAAUGCGCGGAGGCGCAGCCACUUCCCAUCGUCGGCGGUCAAACGCGUCGUCGUCGGUGUCAGAGAGCGUGCAUGCAACGCAGGUGCCCCAGGGGGUGGCGUCACCCAGACACCGCAGUGGGAUGGGGCGCGUGAGUGGAGAAGAGAACCCCGUAGACGCCGUCGGACAGGCGAGCGCGUCUCAGCUGUCGGAUGGACAAACGAUUUCAGAAGAGGAAUCUGAGGCACGCACAGAAGGCCAAGUGAUUGCUCUCGCCGAAUUUGUCGAGGGAGGCAAGCGACGGGGACGCGGAGAGAGCGAAGCCGAGAACCGUACCGCACUAGAAAAGGAAGACGGCCACGGACACCCGGUGGAGUUCGACUGGCGACCUCCGAGAAGAAGCACGUGCAGCACUACCGGUGGACCGCGACUCAUGACGCUUUCCCGAGGAAGUGCAGAAUGGGACUCGGAACCCCACGUCGAAGCUUUUAGCGCCAUGCCGAGAACGUUUGGUGUCUGGCAAUCGAUCUGCAUUCUCUUCGAGAGCCCGAUCUAUGUCUGUGUGACGAUCGCGCUGUGCGCACUUUUCUUCGAAGUGACAGCCAUCCAGUUCUGGUCUAUCACGUACUUUCAGCAGGAGCUGCACGUUCCGGGGGCUCAAGUGUUGGUGGCUUUCAACGCGACAGCAGCAACAGCUCCGAUUGUCGGUGUGUUGGCAGGUGGCUGGUUUAUCGAUUAUUUGGGAGGGUAUAAGAGCGAGAAGGGUAUGUUACGAACCUUGUUGAUCCUUGGCUUUUGGGCCGUCCUGUGUCUCUUCUUUGGAAUAUGCGCCUCGUGGGUCCCAAACUUCAUUGCAAUCAUUUGCUUCAUCUGGUGCAUUCUCUUCUUCGGUGGAGGGAUUCUUCCUGCUGCCACUGGGAUUGUCAUCGCUUCCGUUCCGGUGGAAGUCCGGGCCUUCGGUAGUGGCUUCUGCAUGAUGAUCUACAACGUCUUCGGCUACGUCUUAGGGACGCUUGUCCCUGGCGCCAUCAUCCAAGCCGCGGGGCUGACCUGGGGCAUGCGCGUGGUUUUCUUGUGGUCGAUUUUCGGAGUGUGUGGUCUCUUCGCCGCUGCGUUUGUCUGCUGGCGCUUGCGCAUCAAACCCGCCUACAUUUCCUACCGAGAAAAGUCGUCAAUAAAGAACGAGAUCGAAGUUGGGGGCGUUCAUGAGGAGGAGUAAAGUAAUGGAGCAUUUUUCGAGCAAAUAACAAUGUGUCCGUCACUGAUGGAAAAUCAUCUAUGUCCAGGUAUCCGUCAUACAAUCAAGGCGGUGUUCAUUUCGCUCACGAGAGAGCGUAGAGUCUACUCUAUCGUGUUUGUCUAGUUACUGAUACUCAUGUGUCGUUUUUUACCCCACCGGACGCCGGGAAUCAGUUUUGAUUUCCCUCAUUCAGGACUUGAUUCGUUCAUCAUGUGUGCUUGUCUCGCAGAGAGGCAGAUUGUUUCGUCAUUUCUGUUUCUGGCACAUUUGCCAGGCCGUUGAACAAGCUAGUGAGCCUCCCUAGCAGGGAGCGUGCGUGUGGCGUAUGUGGGGAACUCUGUGUAGUUUGUCGGUGCGGGCAAUAUACCCUCAAAUUGAUGCCACGAGAGCAGUAUAUGCCCAGGAAAACGGUAUCCUACAUGGUCGACACCAGCAUCGUGCGAGUGCCUUCCCGUGUGUGCUUCUUUGUCUUCUGCUUCGUUGUCCUCAAGUCUUGUCGCGAGCGGAUUGAAAGGAGUUUAGGGAGGUGGGGAGGGAGAGCAGAUGUUCAAGAUGUGAUAUUUGGAGUGACGAGAGGUGAUUUGUGUCGCAUAGGAAACUGGAGAUGAAGUGCCACCUGCUGCACUAGGAAAACCCACUCCUAGUGGAAAGCGAUCAGCUGCGCAGCGUUUUAUAUCGUCUGCACACAGGAUUGGAAAAAAACAUAUCUGAGCGCCAAGCCGCCGGUGCUCAAGACGAACGAGUCACAGUAGUCGUCAACCCCUGAUUCCAGGUGUCAUGCAGCCUCGUUCUCCCGCAAAAAUAGAUGUUUUCGACAUACGUUUCUAGCUUCGUUUUAUUGCCACUUGGUGAAGAAGAGAUUUUCAGAGAUUAAUGGUGCCAGCACGAUGGAGCUGCGAGCAUCAACUCGUAUGCGCAUAUCGACAUAAUCAACUCUUGGAUGGUCUUAACAUUGUUGGCAUUUGGGAAGAGCUCUCUUAUGGAAGGGGAAGGGAAGGAAAACAGUAUCAUGAGGUAUAGGUGGCCUCAGCGGGCACUCUACCCUGGGCGUGGCACGGCCUGAAUGAGCAGCGCAAGCUACGUUUGUAGCAGCACUUCACUGAAACCACCGCUCCGCAGCUUGUGCCUGGCGUGUGCUGUUGACGGGUCGUUCCUGUUAUCAAGAGGGCACAGUAGUCCAUAAAGGUGAAUCAUUGCCCUUCUGCGAUGACUGGGCUCAGCGCAUGUACAGUGACAAACUUCAAAACCUAUU
Molecule: messenger RNA, 6745 nt
Organism: Toxoplasma gondii ME49
Lineage: Eukaryota; Apicomplexa; Conoidasida; Eucoccidiorida; Sarcocystidae
Product: transporter, major facilitator family protein
Exons: 8
Coding region: 1564-5472 (1302 amino acids)
Biological process (GO): transmembrane transport
Cellular component (GO): membrane
Molecular function (GO): transmembrane transporter activity
Source: RefSeq, a predicted model, not a curated record